CUUUCUUUACCCCCAUUUUUGAUAAAUGUCUUCAAACGCCUCAAAGAGAAAGUUUGCUUCAUUAACACGCAGUGAAGUGGAAGAGUGCUUACGUCAACAAAAGCGUAUCAAACUAGAAAUUCAACAGCUACCUUGCCGUAAGCUUAAGUUGAACGAUAGUAAUAGCACUGCUAUUUCUUGUGGUAAUUGCACGCGUAAGAAAGGUGAUUGCUCCUUUGUUGACUUACGAGCCUUCAAAGUCGAAGCCGAUAACACCUUGACUUAUGGUCCAUACUUUCCUUCUGCUACAACAGAAGAUCCUUUGAAAGCUAAACUUGCUAUUGCAGUUAAACCCAAGCCACCAGCUAGUACAGCCAAGCAGUACAUUCAAAAGUACGUUGAGCCAGUACUGAGACAGAUUGUCGGCGAUGAAGAACAACUUACUACUGCUUUGAGCGAUGAAUCGUCUGUCAUCAACCGUAAAUUUGUUGGUGGCUACGGCCACAGCUGUGACAGUUGCUUGACUAGCAUAUUCAACUAUCACUAUAUCUGCGCUACUUGCGCUUAUGAAAUCUGCCCUUCAUGUUUCAAGGAUGCCAACUUGAUGAGGUGUCUUCAUUGCGUCCAUCAUACGCCUGAUCAUUUCGUUUUAUUUAGCAAGUACUCAGAUGAUUCUUUCUCUGAGCUCAAGUCAAGUCUUUUCAGAGAACACCGUGGCACGAAAAGAUCAUUCUCUGAGGAUCAACAGGAAUUUAACGAUACCGAGAUUGUCAUGAAGAGCCCAUCUGAUGAUAUUGAAGUCUCUUCAACCCUCUCAUUCAAUACGAGCUUAAAGACAUCUGAAUCAGCCUCUAAUGUGGUACAUGCUCCUCCCAAAAAAGCCAAUAUUGUUACCGUUGAAAAUUCCUUAUCCCCCUCUACUACCAUCCAUAGUGCUUCUGAAUAUACCACUACCAGCGCUGCCUCCUCCCAUGCGCCUGAUUCCCCUACUCCCACUAUGAAUACCCUCGAUACUAAUACAUUGAACCCAUCAUCUGAUACUAGCCGCUCCUCUGCCACGAGUCUGUCUAUUCCUGAAUGUACUAUUACCUCUGAUGAGCACCUAGUUAUACCACGCGAAAGCAUAACCCUAGAACAAUUCCAGGCUUAUUGGAAACAACACAAACCUUUAAUCAUUACCAAUUCACUAAAGGACGCUGAUUCUGAAUGGUCUCCUGAAUAUUUUAUCAAACAUUACGGAAAAGAUCCCAUUGAAGUCAUUGACUGUAAAGAUUAUACAAAAAAAAACAAGUCAACUGUGAAAGAGUACUUUGAAGGCUUCUCAGAUCACCGCAAGCGCAAGGCUUUGGCAAAGAAACUGGGAACAUCUGAACUUUUGAAAGUCAAGGACUGGCCACCUACUGAAGAUAUCGCAAACAAGUUUCCCCAGCUCUAUAAGGAGUUUAUGGCUACUGUGCCAAUACCUGAAUACAGUGCAACAGAUGGUUAUUUUAACUUGGCCAAUCGUUUACCUACUGAAUUUCUUCCUCCUGACCUUGGGCCCAAAAUGUUUAUUUCAUAUAUGUCUGGCAACACUAACCUCCACUGCGACAUGACUGACGCGGUCAACCUUAUGUAUUAUGCCGGAAAAACUAAUAACACCAAUCACGCUGCUGCCAUUUGGCAUAUAUUUGCUGCAAAGGAUUCUAAAGCACUGUCAAAAUGGCUAAAGAAGCGUCACCAGAAAUUUCUGAAAAAGUGGCAUCCCAUCCACAGUCAGUCGUUAUACAUGGAUGACAAUGAACUGAAGCUACUAGAAAAGCAGACAGGUAUUAAGCCUUGGAAAAUAUACCAGAAUUGCGGUGAUGCCGUCUAUAUACCAGCUGGAUGUCCACAUCAAGUCUAUAACUGCACAGAAGCUAUCAAGUGCGCGGUUGACUUUGUCAGCCCUGAAAACCUUGAAACGAGCCUAUCGGUAACUAAGCAGUUUAGCGAAUUACCAAAGACAGAUGCUUUACAGCUCAAGUCUACUCUGCUAUUUACUUGGAAAGAGAUAAAUGAAAGCUAACCUAUACCAUAAAAACAUGUAAUAAAGCAUAAAAUAUAAACAUAAGCCAAGUUUGUCUCUAUAUAACUAGAAGACAAAUGAAUAAUAUAUUAUUUGUUUUAUACCUACCGAAGCGCU
Rhizopus microsporus ATCC 52813 is the source of this 2143-nucleotide messenger RNA. Its product is annotated as Clavaminate synthase-like protein. Bases 26 to 2026 code for a protein of 666 amino acids. Gene Ontology annotation, cellular component: chromatin; histone deacetylase complex. The record is from RefSeq and is a predicted model, not a curated record. Gene Ontology annotation, biological process: regulation of transcription by RNA polymerase II. Gene Ontology annotation, molecular function: histone H3K9 demethylase activity; transcription coregulator activity; chromatin DNA binding. The transcript has 3 exons. Lineage: Eukaryota; Fungi; Mucoromycota; Mucoromycetes; Mucorales; Rhizopodaceae.